Lactuca virosa is the source of this 587-nucleotide messenger RNA. NCBI's taxonomy places the organism in Eukaryota, Viridiplantae, Streptophyta, Magnoliopsida, Asterales, Asteraceae. The record is from the annotation of a GenBank genome assembly.
AUGAUACAAUUUCCCGUGAAACUUACAAGGAUGGCGAGUGCGGUAGAUGCUGUCGGGGAACCGAUUCCGACAUCGGCGGUGCUAAUGUCGGCAUCGAAGCACAUCGCCGGUAGAUGCAGAGGCGAAAAUCUAGCCUUCCUCAAAUGCAAGAAGGAUGAUCCCAACCCUGAGAAAUGUCUCGACAAAGGCAGCCAAGUUACCCGUUGCGUCAUGUCCCUGCUGAAAGAUCUUCAUCAGAAGUGCACAAAAGAGAUGGAUGCUUAUGCUGGGUGUAUGUACCACAAUACAGAUGAAUUUGAAUUAUGUCGCAAACAACAGAAAGAUUUUGAGAAAUCUUGUCCGUUAAGUUGAACCCAUGCUGCCCGAAUUUUCCGGGCAGUGUUUUCGGUCAUUGAGGUUGCCCUUGGAAAAGCUAAUUUGCAUUGUUCAGAUUGAAAAUAAGAUAUGAAUGUGUAAACUUUGGUAUCUGAUUGGAGUUUCCAUGUUUUUAUUGCGUAUUUUGUUGAUGAUUGUUGUAUGGAGUAAAACGUUUGUUUUAUCGGACAGCAUUUACUGCUUACUUGGUUAUUAUUUCCAAGGCCAAAGAC